Messenger RNA from Linepithema humile (Argentine ant), 4282 nucleotides. RefSeq names its product leucine-rich repeat protein soc-2 homolog. Lineage: Eukaryota; Metazoa; Arthropoda; Insecta; Hymenoptera; Formicidae. The record is from RefSeq and is a predicted model, not a curated record. Gene Ontology annotation, molecular function: protein binding.
CGCAAAGGUUUGUUCAUCGCAGCUACACUUUCUUGCACUUUUUGCAUUUUAUUGAUGCAUUGAGGAACGCGAGUACGUGCAUCGCAUUUAUGGUAGAUUCAUACUGCAUUCAUAAUGCAAGGAUUUUAUAUUCCCUAAAAGAAGCUGUUAUGGCGUUAGACAAAGUUCCUAGAAAGUACAUUCUUUUUAUUGACUAUCAAUAUCUCGUAUAUUGGACGCACUGUGAAUUCUCCAUUAAUACGUUUGCGUUUGCGCCAUGUGUUCAUGGUACGCACAGAUAGCUCUACAUCGAUAACGUCAAUACUCGUAGUCAAGCGUUGAUUUUAUGCGGGUUCGCGUAUGAAUACGACACCGCGGUGAAGGGCACGGUCAUACGGUAUUUUUGGCGUCAAACUCAUCGUUCAUCGGGGGCGGGCGUACGUGUGUGCAUGCGUGCGUACAUACGUACGUGCGUGCGAACCUCGCCUCUCUCUCGGGCGAGUUCGUAGACGUCGUGUUUUGCGACGCGUGGCGGGGGGUUUCUUAUGAAGUCGUGCGUAUACUGGACGGGCGUGGGUAACAUAUCGACGGUGUGUCUGUCGAACACGAAACGCGAUCGUACAUCGAGUUUCGGCGACGACAGUCUGUCGAGUUUUUACAUGAAGGAGCAGGAUAUACCCGAAUAUCUUGAAGGUUGCGGGUUGACCACCUGCACGGCCGGCAGUGACAUGCCCGAAGACAUGGAGAUGCGUGACAAUAAAGAGAAGAAGCUGUCUAGCACAAUUGGCAGCGGCGGCGGCGGCGGCGGCGGCGGGGGCGGCGGCGGAGGUGGUGGCAGCGGUGGAUUUGUUCAAGACAUCAAGAAGACUGUUAUGGUCAAGCAUCCAGAGUCAAACAAGCCAAAACCUACCACGAAGAAGGGUAAGCCGAUCCAGGCAGAUCUAGACGUGGUCAAGGAGCUUGUUCGUUGUAGGGAUGAAUGUGUGAAGCGAUUGGACCUUAGUAAGUCCAGCAUCACGAAUCUGCCUGGUUCUGUACGCGAGCUGACGCAUCUGAGGGAGUUCUAUCUUUACGGUAACAAACUAGUAACUCUGCCAUCAGAAAUCGGUUAUUUGGCAAAUCUGGAGACUCUGGCACUGAGCGAGAAUUGGCUCACCAAUUUGCCCAACACCUUGGAAAAUCUCAAGUCACUGCGAGUGCUAGAUCUCAGACAUAACAAACUCAACGAAAUACCAGAUGUGGUAUAUAAACUUACAUCACUCACCACAUUAUUUUUACGCUUUAAUCGUGUGAAGUAUGUCAAUGACAGCAUACGGAACUUGACAAACUUGACUAUGCUGAGCCUGCGGGAAAAUAAGAUCAAAGAAUUGCCUGCAGGAAUAGGCGAACUUAUCAAUCUAAUUACUUUCGACAUUUCUCACAAUCAUUUAGAGCAUUUGCCUGAAGAGAUUGGUAAAUGCGUACAAUUGUCAACUUUGGAUUUGCAACACAAUGAACUCCUGGAUAUACCGGAGACGAUAGGCAAUUUAACGUUGCUAACAAGACUCGGUCUCCGGUAUAAUAGAUUGACAAGUAUCCCGAAGUCAUUGGCAAACUGUAAGAUGAUGGACGAGUUUAGUGUGGAGGGUAAUCAGGUAUCGCAGUUGCCAGACGGUCUGCUGUCUAAUCUGUCAGAUCUGACGGCGAUCACACUGUCGAGGAACAACUUCACCGCGUAUCCAUCAGGCGGACCGUCCCAGUUCACGAAUGUCUACUCCAUUAAUCUAGAGCACAAUCAGAUCGACAAGAUUCCGUACGGUAUCUUCUCCCGUGCCAAGAACCUCACAAAACUGAACAUGAAGGAGAAUCAGCUGACAGCUCUACCACUGGACAUAGGCACCUGGGUAAACAUGGUCGAACUGAACCUGGGUACGAAUCGAUUGAUGAAGCUACCAGAGGACAUACAAUAUCUGCAAAGUCUAGAAGUACUAAUACUGUCCAAUAAUCUGCUGAAGCGCAUCCCGACUAGUAUAGGAAAUCUGCGUAAACUGCGUGUGCUGGAUCUGGAAGAGAAUCGGAUAGACUCGUUACCGAGCGAGAUUGGCUUCCUGCGCGAGCUGCAGAAGCUAAUUCUGCAAUCAAAUCAGAUCAACUCGUUGCCGCGCGCGCUCGGACAUCUGGUAAACCUUACUUAUCUCAACGUGGCUGAGAACAAUCUGAGUUAUCUGCCAGAGGAGAUCGGCACCCUGGAGAACCUGGAGUCGCUCUACAUCGACGACAAUCUGAACCUGCACAAUCUGCCGUUCGAGCUAGCGUUGUGCUCGAAGCUCAGUGUUAUGUCAAUUUCGAAUUGCCCGUUGUCGCAGAUCCCGCCGGAGAUAGUGGCCAACGGAGCGUCGCUGGUGGUCCAGUUUCUCAAGAUGCAGGGACCUUAUCGGUCAAUGUAACAGGUUAAUUAAAGCUGCAGCGGAUGUAUUAUUCCGUGUCAAAUGGAUGUCGAUUCUUAAUUAUGAGAGAGAGAGAGAGAGAGAGUGCCAGGUAAAAACUGUUUAUAUUAACGAGGUGAUGUAUUUGUAAUACGGAUGUCUGUUGUCUUAAAUUCUCGCUUUAAUGAUCUCACUUUAAGGAAACGUGUAAACAUUACCGAAAUACACUGUAUAAAACGGAGAUUAGAUAGUCUUGUUUUAACAGAGUGUAUGAAGGAUAUUUCUUUCUGAGUGCGGGAGAUGAAAUAACAUGUAUAAAAUUGGUGCUAAAUCAAGUAUUUUUUUUUUAUUUUUUUAUUUUUUUUUUUUUUUUUGUGAACAAGAGAUGAAUAUAUAGAAUAGCUCUUGUGCAAUUCUAGCAAGAUAUUUUAGGUCACAACAGGUGACACAACUUUAUUCAUAUAAAUAAUUCAUAUAAAUAAUUAGAGAAGAUGAAACGAUUUAUAUGAAUAUAUUUGUAUUCUUAGUUCACGUGGUAUUUAUGUGCUUUAUUAAGAAAUAUAAUUCGUUGCUAUUUUGUGACAUGGUCUCUAAAAAGGUUGUACACUGUAUGUUUUUACACAAUGCAAUCAGUUGAUUUUUUUUACAUGCAUGAGAUGCAGAUAUUAACGUAUUGAAUUUGUGUUAAAAGUAUGAUGCAAUUGUUGCACUUUUAUCUUGUUGAAUUCAAAAGAUGCAAAUUAACUUUUUAACAUUAUGUUUCGAAUUGAAACAGUUGUAAAUUAAUUUUUAUAUUGCUACAUGCAAAGAAAUCUGUUUUCUAAGAUUUUUUUUGGAGUUAUUUAAGUCAUAAUAAUGUCUUUGCAAAGAAAAAAAUUGUGCGACAGAAUGCGUAUCGUUAUGGAAGAAUAUAAUAAACGUCCUAUCUACUAUAUAAGUACAAAACAAAUAAGACGAGAUCUUCAAUUUAGAAAUGAUAAAAAAAACGUUAAGAAUCGGCAUCACCGGCAUUGUUUGUUGUAUUAAAAAGUUCAAACAUAUUUCAUAUACGUAUAAGCAAGAAAAGAAAGAUAUUUUACUAAAAUAUUAAAUCGAGAAGUUGUGAAUAUGUGCACAUAAAACGAACGUUGAUACAUAUAAGUUCCGCAUAUACGCAUACACACAUUCUGGCGUUAUAUACGCAGUAUAUUUUUUCUUAUUUGUCGCGUCGAUGUGUGUCACCUUAUAAGGUACAAAAUACACUGUCGAUCUAAGAUCUAUGAGAAAUCAUUCUUCUGAAAUUCUUAUGAAACAUAAAACUAUAGCUCUAUUUAUCUAAUUCAGCAGUUCGUAUUGAAAAACGAAGAGGAUGUGGCGGUUUUCAUUUAUGCCAAUAAAUUUAAGCAGUUGUAAAAUGAAGAGUACACUAAUACGCCUGUGAAAGUAAGAAUUAUAUAGAGGAGGAAAAAGAAUAUAGAUAUAUAUAUGAAGUAAUGUACGGUGUACGAUAUCAUAUUAAAAGUUAGAGUUACUUUCAUUACAUAAUUUGCAAUAAUUAGCGACGAUUAUAUUUAUAUAUUUUAUCGAGAUUCACGAUGACAGAGGUGAGGUCAUGUGCGAUUAUUCCUAUAAAAUAGCGCAAAAUUUCACGGUGAUCUACAUCUUUGUUUAAUUAGAUAAAUAUAGACGAAUAUACGAAGAAGAAAAUUAUUCGAGCGUAAUAUUUCAGUCCGUAUAUUACGAUUUAUAGACCGUCAGAAAAACUUUCGAAACAACCGAGUAAUACCGAACGAAAAAAACAAUAUGAUAGUGAAGAUAUUUUCUAAUUGUAUAUACAAAAAAGAAAAACGAUGCUGAUCUUUUUUGUUUCGUUUGCGUAACGAUAUAUCUUGUGCGAUAAUUAAAGCCAUUCUACUGUU